Messenger RNA from Venturia canescens, 2572 nucleotides. It is a transcript of the gene byn, whose product is annotated as T-box transcription factor T homolog. Lineage: Eukaryota; Metazoa; Arthropoda; Insecta; Hymenoptera; Ichneumonidae. Gene Ontology annotation, molecular function: RNA polymerase II cis-regulatory region sequence-specific DNA binding; DNA-binding transcription factor activity, RNA polymerase II-specific. Bases 468 to 2324 code for a protein of 618 amino acids. The transcript has 6 exons. The record is from RefSeq and is a predicted model, not a curated record. Gene Ontology annotation, cellular component: nucleus. Gene Ontology annotation, biological process: positive regulation of DNA-templated transcription; regulation of transcription by RNA polymerase II; cell fate specification.
AUGAGCACCUGACGUCCGCGCUUUACCUUUUCUCUCUUCUUUUCUAAUCUCUUCUUCGUUUAACGUUUUUCACCAAAUUACGAGUUUGUGUGUGUUGCUAACGAUCCUCACAAUGUUGCAUCGUCCAAUCGAUCUGUUCGAUUCGUCAGAAAAUCAAGGAAUUCACUGUUUCACAGUGAUUUUUUUGGCUGACGGAAUCGUUUAACUUUCUCACUGGAAAAUUCGAAGAAUUCUCGCGUUUUAAAAAAAAAUCAAUUUCAGAAAUUUUGAGUUUCGGUGUGAUCGGAGCGGUGUUAUCGGAAGUGAAUAAUUAAAAUUUCCAACGCGUCUCAAUUCACUAUUUUUCCUGAGUCGCAAUAUUUCUCGUAGGUGAACGAAGAAAACGAAAAAAUGAAGGCACCCGCGAUCACUGAGAAUAGACUUGUGAAAAAGUAAAACGAUUCUGUUGGAAUUGAAAAGGUUCGACGAUGCAGUCGACGGUCUCGUCCUCGGUAACGGAACUUGACAGUCCUUCGCGACCGAGCGGGAACUGUUGCGAAAACGAGCGCGAUCACGACGGUCGGGAGGAGAGACAUCACGAACGAUUGAACAGCGUCCAACAAUGCAGCAAUCCGAACCAAGCUCUCUCGUUGUCCCUCGAGGAUCGUGAAUUAUGGACGAGAUUUCAGUGCAUCACGAACGAGAUGAUAGUCACAAAAAAUGGGAGGAGGAUGUUCCCGGUAGUAAAAGUCGUUGCGAGGGGCCUCGAGCCAGCGGCGAUGUACACGCUGCUUCUGGAGUUCGUUCAAAUCGAUCCUCACAGGUGGAAAUAUGUAAACGGCGAAUGGGUGCCAGGCGGAAAAGCCGAAGUAGCGCCUCCAAAUCCGAUUUACAUACACCCAGAAAGCCCAAAUUUUGGCGCACAUUGGAUGAAAGAGGCGGUCUCCUUCGCCAAAGUUAAACUCACGAACAAAUCGAAUGGCAACGGCCAAAUAAUGCUGAACUCGUUGCACAAAUACGAGCCAAGGGUUCACCUGGUCCGGGUCGGAGCCGAGGAGCAGAGAACGGUUCUGACGUACAGAUUUCCGGAGACGCAAUUCAUAGCUGUGACGGCUUAUCAAAACGAAGAAGUAACGAGUUUGAAGAUCAAGUACAAUCCAUUCGCUAAAGCGUUUCUCGAUGCGAAGGAAAGACCGACCGACCAGCAAUCUUAUCCUCAAUAUACGAGUGCCUGGUUUCUCCCGCAACCAUCGAUGAGCUACGAGUACAGUGCCUCACCCUCGACAAUGGCAGGUGCUCAGAGUCAAGUUCAAAACUCGACCAACAAUCUGACGAACACAGCGUGCACGAUGUCAUCGAGUCACAAGAGUGCGUGCAGAUCCUCGCCUUAUACGAUCAGACACAAAUAUCUGCAAGACGAGCAACACGUCGAUCCCUACGGUCCAGUUCCUCUUCUGCACUCGACAGCGUACGUAACAGCAACAGGAUGGCCGCCGCGUAGUCCGGAACAUUUGACAACGUUGAAUCCAGCAUUGUCCCAGGAAUGGUCAUCGUCGCCGUUGCCAUCGCCAACGUCAUCGUCAACGGCAGGUUCGCCGUAUGCGCACGGUGUUUUGGGCAGACACGGUGGCGCGGCGGCAGCGACGACGGCGACGACGACAACGGCUUCUUGUGCUUUGUACGUUCCGUCGAGUCAAAGUGUAGCGAAUUGUAACUCGAGUCCCCACGAGCACGUGCACUGCGCUGAUUCAUCGGUUUGGCUUCAUCCUACCCCGAUGUCGGAUCAAAUGCAGCAACACCAGCAACAACAGUCUUAUUUGAAUUUGAAUCUUCAUCUUCAUCAUCAAAUAGCGUCGUAUCCACCGUCGAAUCCAGGGCUGCAUCAGGGUCUUCAACAUCCGUCUGAACUCGGUGAACACGCGAAUCUAUCGUCGCCGUCGCCGUCCGCUGCUCAACAACAACACGAUUAUUCUCAAAGUUAUCAACAGCCAACGAUGGGACACCACGAACAUCAUCAUCACCAUCAUCAGCAUCAGCAGCAACAUCACAAUCAUCAUCAACAGAGUCAGCUUAUUCACCUUCACUCGCAACAAACCGGGUCAGUCUCGCCCCAAUCGGUCACCGAUCAUCAAUACGAUCCUUCGAAGGAUCACCAAGACAUUGGUUACCCCGAUCAACCAAAUACCGAGACGAAUGAUGUGCCGGUCGAAAGCCCGGAGCGUCGCUACGUCACCAGCGUCAUCGAUCAUCGUCAUUCCCACCAACAAGACCCGAAUCCAAGUGAAUCACAAUCCGCAUGGACGCCAUUGUCUCCACCACCAGCCACGCAAACCACAGCCAUUUGAUUGACAACAUGUGCACCACGGUUAGACUGUUGAAUAGAUUCAUUAUAGAAUCUUAUCGCCUAAAAGAUUUCCUUCAUAGACUCUGCAGACGAAUAUUUAUGUAUUAAAAACAAAUAAGUAUGGAGAAAUGAAGAAUCAAUUGUAAUCCGUCCUUGAUAGAAAUGAUAUUAUCGUUAUAUUGUUUUCUCGCUUAUGCACUUGUUACUAUAAUCCUCUGUAAAUAUACAACGAUCUUAAGUUCCUUCAAA